Styela clava is the source of this 2168-nucleotide messenger RNA. RefSeq lists its product as uncharacterized. The record is from RefSeq and is a predicted model, not a curated record. NCBI's taxonomy places the organism in Eukaryota, Metazoa, Chordata, Ascidiacea, Stolidobranchia, Styelidae.
AUGCUUCCGCGGGUCACAGAUGGCCCGCGGGUCACGGGUUGGACGACCCUGAACUAAUACGUUUACCAACUUUUGGCUGAAUUUAUCCGGAAAUUGGCAUACUGGUGGUGGAUAUCAUAUUGCAUUAACACCACAGUGAAGUCCAGUCAGCAGGUUUACAGCCCAAUCGGCCAAUCAAUCCAAUGAACACAAACGGCAUGCUAUAUCUUGAGAUCUAUGCUGGAUUUAAUGUGAUUUCAACCUCUGUUCCAUGUUCACCAAGCUACUCGCGGAUCUUUUUUUACCUAUUCUGUCUGCUUCGUUUUUGUUUAUAACAGGGAUGAGUAGUUCUUGACUCAUUCCAAAUUACAUGGCAUUAUCGAUACAAGAUUAUCAAUGUGUUACAAUUGGCAGUGCGUGCGUCAUGACAACCAUUCCAUUUGCUAUGAUUUUUUCACUCUCGGUUUCAUCUCCUAUAUAAAAGUGCCAUUAAUUUGCUCAUGCUGUUAAUCGACAGAUGAUUAGCGGCAACCACUAUGAGAGUACACUUCAUAAACUAAAACAAACAAUUUAGACGAAAUUAAUAAAAACCAAGGAUUUUAUUCAUUAAAUGAGUACACACAAUACUUCUUCAACGAAUAUUUUCUCGAAAACAAAAAUUGUUUUUUUUUAAAAUGAUACUACCUCUGAUUAUUGUCGGUCGUAGUAAACCGUAAUUUAAUUAAGGAGGAAGUAUGAACACAACUAGAAUUUAUACAAGACGUAGUCUAUAGUUCUUGAACAAAUUUUUAAAUUGUAAAAUUUUACAUAGCUUUGUAGUCAGCUAUUUAGCGUUUCCGGCUUCAUCAAAUUUGAGAAGAAAUUUAAAACGGGAUAGCCUCGGCGUGAAGUCUGAAAUCGUAUAUUUUCAGUAUUCAACUGAAUUAACAUUUGCAUUUUAUUAAAGUAAAACCUUUGUUAUAUAAAGCCCACUGAUUACAAUACACUAAUGCAAAUGUCGAACAUUUAUGUGGGACAAACUAAUGAAAAUUCCAAAGGAUUAUCUUUGAAGGUUAUUGUUUAUAUUACAUAAAUAACUUCUUCAUUCUAAAACUUAACGUGAUUCUUCGAGUUUCCCUAUAGUGCGGCACUUGAGGUGGUUUACUUAUCAUUUAUUAUAUUUUGUUUUAUUUAUUUAGGUUUCAAUAUCUGGAAAGAGAUGUCGGAGAAAGUUACAUAUGCGUAAAUAUUUGCGUUGUACUUGUACUGGCUGGUCAGCUUUAGCAUUUUCGAUAUGUUGUUCAGGCAUGGAGACGGAACCAAUCGUCUUCAAUAUUUUCUGUAGUUGAUGUCCUUACUUGCUCUUUCUUGCUUUCUGAAAUACAGUUUCCGAGAGUGGAUUAGCUAAUGAAAAUAGUUUGUAAACAAGGAAAGACUUCUUUUAUUAAAAUAAACCUUGCCGUGUCAAUUUUGUGACUUUAUUGGUUUGAUGUUUAUUGGUACCAUAAAACGAGCUGAUAAAUUUUCCUGUAGAAGCAAAUAUAGAAUACUUGCAAGACUGUAGGACGUCUAAUCUCAACAAAAAUGGAGGGUUUCAAGCACGACCAUAUGGAUUCUUUGAACAGGUACCGUGAAUACAAAAAAUUUUGGGAGCGACAUAGGAUUCCCGGAGAAGUUAAAGAUAAGAGAAUGCUAUGGACUGAUCCAGGGUAUCAGCCGAUGUUUUCAUCUAAAAAGAAGGAUAAAAAGACAUCUUGUAAGCUUCGUUCCCUUUCUUCAAGUCCUGACAAACAAUCCAAAAAUAAAAAGGUUGCCAGCGUAACAACAAUUUCAAUCACAACAAACGGUAUUUCUGAUUCGAAAACGAAAAAGAUGGUCUUGGAAAAUACAAACCAACAACAAGUUUCUAACAACGAAAAGGAAUCAAGUUCCGUCUCUUUCAGGCUACAGCAAAUGAAGCAAGAACAAAAAUCAAAGGUUGAGAACGAAAACGCAACAAAAACUGAACAUAGUGGAUCCGAUAAGAAUAAAAUGAAGGACGGUAAUCCAAAGAAAACAAUAAUUGAUCAGUCCAAAAUAUCCAAAGAAAAACUAUCCAAUGGUCGACAUAGCAGUAGCAGCAGUAGCUCCGACAGUAACUAAAAAGUUUGUCUGAUGAAAAAUUUGAGCAAUUUAUAUAUAUAUAUAUAUUUAAAAAUUCAUUUUCUCUA